This is a messenger RNA of Protobothrops mucrosquamatus (brown spotted pit viper), 5037 nucleotides long. RefSeq names its product RNA exonuclease 1 homolog (gene REXO1). Gene Ontology annotation, cellular component: nucleus. The transcript has 17 exons. Gene Ontology annotation, molecular function: nucleic acid binding; exonuclease activity. Bases 1000 to 4671 code for a protein of 1223 amino acids. The record is from RefSeq and is a predicted model, not a curated record. Lineage: Eukaryota; Metazoa; Chordata; Lepidosauria; Squamata; Viperidae.
UGGCCAUCCAGUUUCAGCAGACUGUACAUGUAAUGUUGCAAGGGGAUUGCUGUUAGAUCUUCCUCCCCUUUGCAAUAAUAAAAGCAGGAGAACCAAUCUUGAUAUUCUCAGUGGGCUUUCAGCAUGUGCCGACAGUUGUGAGGAUCAAAUGAAAGGUCAGUAUCUAAUUUCUAUGUCUUCCACACCGGCAUAGCAGCAUCUGUCUACUUUCAUAAUUGGUUGUGGAGCUGGACUGUCUCCUGAGCUGUAUUUCUCCUGGGGGGAAAAGCCCAUUUAACAAUGCAGAUACAAAGCGUUUCUCAACGAUGGCAAUUUUAAGGAAUGUGAAACUUUUAACUGCCAGAAUUCCACAGCCAGCAUACAUGGAUACUGCUCUAAGGACGCAACGAUGGAAAUCUCAAGUCCAGAUUUGCCAGUUUUAUUAUUUGAGCCUUUUGAUUGUAGGGAAAAGUUCUAAAUCUUCAUUUCUUACUUUAUGUUAAAAUCUGUAUAUCAAUGAAUUUCUUUUCAUAAAGUACAGUCAUUUUUGAACAGGCACCUUCAUAGCCACCUUACAGCAAGCCAGCUGUGUUGCCAUGCAAAGCCCGGAAGGGACCUGCCCUAUUUUAUCCAAUGGCGAACGCGCAUUCCUUAUGUUGUCCUUAACUAAGAUGGCUGCGAAAUUUUCAGCGUCUCUAUCCCGUGCUGCACACCUUUGACCUCUGCCUUAAAGUUACAGCCGACGUCUUUGCGGAACAUGCGCCCUUGGGACCCAGCUUCUUUGCCUUUAAGUAAGAUGGCAACCUUGUUCCUUACUUCCUACGUCUUGCCCUCAGUGGAGGCGGCAGAGCUGGCUUCUUUCGUCGCCCUGAUUCUGCGCAUGCGCCAUUAACUUUGCAACGAUACUUUCUUGCCCAAAAGGAAGAUGGCCGCAGCCUGAAGCUGCGAAAAAUCAGCUGAGGGGAAGCGACGGUUGGGGUAUUCCGCGACCUGCUUUUCUCCUCCUCAUGCGCCGCCGGGAUGCUCUGCUCGAGCGGCUUCUUCCGCGGCAUCGAAUGUCCUUACGGGCAGGCCUGCGGGAGGCCUUACUGCCAUUUCAGACACCCGCCCGGGGCCCAACACACCUCCGAUGGCCCUAUACCGCCUCGACGCCUUUUGGCCCUGUCUGCUCCCGACAGACGCCCCGCCACACUCGGAGGGUGUGGUUAUGACCCCUAUAACCCAGAACUUCCCAAACCUGUGGCACAGGACAGCAAUGGCACUUUGGAAAAUAUUGUCCAGUCAGCCUCUGGAAUUCUGGAGCUUGAGUUGUUUGACAAGGCAAUUGAAGCUGCCAAGAAUGAAGUUGAACGUGAGCAAAAGAAGUACGAAGAGCUGCUGGAGACAGCUAAAGAGUAUGGCUCAUCUGAACCUCCUUUACUUGCUUCUAAGGCUGCAACCUCCAACUCAUUCAGUUCUCUGGAGUAUAACCCAGGUAGUUACAAUGCAAAUAGUGAUAAUGAUUACAAUCCUACCCCUCUUACAGUGGCUGCUGCUAGUCAGUCUAGCAAAUAUACGUUGGACUCCUUCAACAAUACGAAAUGCAAGGGCAGCUCACUGGAAUAUAUCCCCACUGUGGUCACUCAGCCGAAGAAGUACAGCAGCCCUGUUGUAAAUAGCAAGUACAUAAUUGACAACUCCAAGCCUUCAACAGAUUUAGAAUAUGAUCCUCUUUCAAAUUAUUCCGCCAGGCUGUUGAGCAAAGCGAAAGAACAAAAGGGGACCAAGCGGAAGAGAGAAGUUGAUCACGAGGAGGCAUAUUCUCCUUCAUUCAAGAAAUAUUGUGACGAAACUAGCAACGAUGAGCCCCUUGCCAGGUUUUCUGACUCGGAGGAUGAAUGCCAAGAAGCAUCUACCAUCCCCCUUAAAUCUAAAGGAGGUUCAGAGAGCAAAUUGGGUGCAGCCAAAGAAAAGGGAACCCCACAAAUAGAUACUAGUUCUCGACAAAUGAAAGAGACUGCCGUGCAGUAUGACAUGGGAGACAUCGAGAGCCCUCAAGGAACCGUUGUCAAAGAUUUAGUGGGGAAAAAUGCCAAGUUGGUCAAAGUGCCUUCUAACAGAGAUGCGAAAGCAAAGGAAAAGAACAAAGCGGCGUCAAAGGAUAAGCUGAAAAAGAAAAAUGACCACAAGGCACAGGGUAAGAAAAAUCUAGAUAAAAUAGAAGACAAGGAGACGAUGGACAUGAAGGCACAGCACAAAAAUGGGGAAAGGAGUAAGGAGAAACAAAGCAAGUCCCACAUCGAUAGGCAUGGACUGAAGCUCACUAAAUCAAAGUCUGUGAUCCCACCUGGAAUUGAGGAGGAGAACUCUGGCAAGAGCAAAGAUGUUGGGAAAGCUGUUGCUGCUGAAAAAUCAGGGACUAGCAGAAAAAAUAGCAAGCUCCAGGCUGUAGAGUUGAAAAGGAAGCCCCAAAUCUCUAGUGAAACUGAACAUAAUAAGAGAAAAGACAAGCAACCUGCCUUGAAAAGGUCUAAGGAAACGUUGACCAACUCCCAGGCCAAGGAGAACUCAAGGGCCAAAUGCAGAGUUAAACAGCGGGCCCUGAGCCAUGUUGAUCUCUUUGGUGAUGAGAGUGGAGAGGAGGAGCAGGUGGGCCAGCCUCUUCUUCCAUUCCCUGAUGUGAAUUCAGACUCAGACAGAGAUGAUGCCGACUUAUCUUUUCCCUGUUACGAUGGAAUAGCAAACGUUAAGAAACUUAAGUUAUCCCAGGCUCCUGCUGCUUCCUCUUCCUCUGACGAUGAGAUUGAUUAUUCUGGCCUAGAGAAGGAUUUGGAUUUUGAGUCUGACCCAAUGGAGGAGUGCCUUCGGAUUUUUAAUGAAUCCACUGAUGUCAAAACAGAAGACAAAGGCAGACUAGGAAAACAGCUAUCAAAAGAGGAAGGGGGUGAAGAAAAGUUGACAGAAGACAGUUUAACCACACUCUUUCCUGGACAAAAAAGGAGGAUUUCUCAUGUAACAAAGCAAGGACAUGUUGAAGUCCCAAGCAAGCCAGUGAUCCGGCCUUACCGGCCCCCAACUGCCCAGGAAGUCUGCUACCAGAGGAUUCAGCUAGCACAAAAGCAGGCAGCGCAGCUGGCCCAGCAGCGGCCACAGCAACCCCUGCCGACCACAAAAUUGCCUGUGGCACCUCGAAGAACUUCCAUUGUUAUGCACAAAGGAGAAAGGAAGCGAAUUGCUCAUGUGCCCAGUGCAGCUCUUUCGGCAGUUUCCAAUAGUAUUCCUGGAAAUCUUAAGAAGAUCAUUCCACCCGCAAGUGUGGCCUCUUCCAACGGUGUUGAUGCUUCAGGAUUGAAAGCUCGAACACUGACUGGGAUGGCAUCUAAAACAACGACCGCAAGUGUCACAAAAAGGAUAGCACAUACUCCUACUCUGCAGAGCACCACCUUGCAAAGGCCAGUUAUUCCCACAGAAUAUGGCGCCAAAGUUCCCACCAACAUCCGUCAGAGGUACCUCAACCUCUUCAUUGAUGAGUGCUCGAAGUUCUGCCCCUCACAGCAGGGAGCAUUUGACAAGGCUCUUGCUGAGGAGAAGGUGGUGUAUGAGCGCAGCACCAGUCGCAACAUCUAUCUGAAUGUGGCAGUAAACACUUUGAAGAAGCUGAGGACUCUUUUGCCCAGCCCUUCUCAGGAGGUUCAAAAGGCCAGCAAUAGAAAAUUGGUUUCUCAUGAAGCUAUGCUAGGAGGGAAACUGGCAGCCAGGACCAGCUACACACUUAAUCGUUCUACAAGCUUACGGCUAGAAGACCUGACAGGGGCUACCUUGUACCGAAGGCUCAAAGAAUACGUGCUGACAGAGGAUGACUUGAAGGAGCACGGCUACCCGUUACCGUGUCCCGAGAGACCUGGCCGGGCUGUUGUCUUUGCUAUGGAAGAGAAGAAAUUGACUGAUGGUUCUUGCAGGAUUUGUUGUCGUUGUGGCACAGAAUACAUGGUAACAUCUUCUGGAAAUUGUGUCCGUAAAGAAGAAUGCAUCCAUCACUGGGGGAGAUUGCGGAAGCAAAGAGUGCCAGGUGGCUGGGAAACACAUUACAACUGUUGUUCAGGAGCCGUGGGUUCACUCGGAUGCCAAAUUGCAAAACAACAUGUCCAUGAUGGCCGGAAGGAAAGUCUGGAAGGUUUUGUGAAGACAUUUGAAAAGUUGCCACGUGCAGGUGCGCAUCCUGGCAUCUACGCCUUGGACUGUGAAAUGUGUUACACGAAGCAGGGUUUAGAGCUGACGCGCGUCACUGUGAUCAACUCAGACCUGAAAGUAAUCUACGAUACCUUUGUCAAACCAGACUCCAAAGUUGUGGAUUACAACACUCGGUUUUCAGGUGUGACAGAGGCAGAUCUGGAGAACGCGUCAAUAACUCUUCGGGAUGUCCAGGCGGUUCUCUUGAGUAUGUUCAGCACAGAAACUAUCCUGAUAGGCCACAGUUUAGAAAGCGACUUGUUUGCACUAAAGCUUAUCCACUCUAUGGUGGUAGACACAGCUGUCGUCUUCCCUCACCGCCUGGGUUUGCCUUACAAGCGGGCAUUGCGUACGUUGAUGGCGGAUUACCUCAAGCGCAUCAUCCAGGAUAGCGUGGAAGGUCACGACUCCAGUGAGGAUGCCCGAGCCUGCAUGGAGCUGAUGAUCUGGAAGAUCAAGGAAGAUGCCAAAGUGAAGCGAUGAUCCGCCUCCACGCUGCUGCUAUUCUCCUUCGCAUUUUUAUCGCAGGGCAAUAAUAAAGCCUGCAGUGACACACCCGUAGCCAGCAGCAGACCCUUCCCAGACUUUCCCCCCUCUCGGCUCACAGGCGUCCCGAGGAAUUGGGAGCAAGCAGCUCCUUCUGCUGGCAAAGUGACGGGGCCGUGUCUGCACGCCAGGCAUUGUAGUCAAGUUGAAAUACAUUGUGACCCAAGAAAGUCAGCCAUCCCUGUGGUGGGGAAGGGUUUGGAGACAGACUCAUCAUAGAAGAUCGGAAUAACUUCAAGAGGCACUGAGUUCCACUAUUCCCUCUUCCCCUGUCCUAUUUAUGGGCUUUAAAAGCUAGCUUUA